Messenger RNA from Thamnophis elegans (Western terrestrial garter snake), 2643 nucleotides. RefSeq names its product abl interactor 1 (gene ABI1). The record is from RefSeq and is a predicted model, not a curated record. The transcript is spliced from 11 exons. Gene Ontology annotation, molecular function: cadherin binding; SH3 domain binding. Lineage: Eukaryota; Metazoa; Chordata; Lepidosauria; Squamata; Natricidae. The coding region runs from base 202 to 1647 and encodes 481 amino acids. Gene Ontology annotation, cellular component: lamellipodium; intracellular anatomical structure.
AGAAGGAGGGAGGGAGGGAGAGAGGAAGGAAGGAAGGUAGGCAGGCAGGCGAGGGUAGGGAAGGAUCGCGAGCGAGCGGGUGGGUGGAGAAAGCGGAGCCUCCGAGGCGAGCAGGGUUCCCACAAUAGCAUUCACAUCGUGAGCCCGAGGCGCUCCCGCGAUCUCUUGAAUGCCGGAGAGAGCAAUGCGGAAAGGUGGAAAAUGGCAGAGCUGCAAAUGUUACUAGAAGAGGAAAUCCCUUCGGGCAAGCGGGCUUUGGUGGAGAGCUACCAGAACCUCACCAGGGUUGCGGACUACUGUGAAAGCAACUACAUCCAGGCUCCAGACAAAAGGAAAGCAUUAGAAGAGACCAAAGCAUACACAACCCAAUCUUUAGCCAGUGUUGCUUACCAGAUCAAUGCAUUGGCCAACAAUGUGCUCCAACUAUUGGAUAUUCAAGCCUCCCAACUCCGGAGAAUGGAAUCCUCUAUUAAUCAUAUUUCACAGACAGUGGACAUACAUAAAGAAAAAGUUGCCCGCAGAGAAAUUGGCAUUUUGACAACCAAUAAGAAUACUUCCAGAACACACAAAAUUAUAGCUCCAGCAAACAUGGAGCGUCCUGUAAGGUAUAUUCGAAAACCGAUAGACUACACAGUAUUGGAUGAUGUAGGCCAUGGUGUGAAGUGGCUAAAAGCCAAGCAUGGAAGCAAUCAGCCUGCAAGAACUGGCACUUUGUCGAGAACAAAUCCUCCUACACAGAAGCCACCAAGUCCUCCUAUGUCAGGCCGAGGAACUCUCGGGCGGAACACUCCCUAUAAAACAUUGGAGCCUGUCAAACCACCCACAGUCCCCAACGAUUACAUGACCAGUCCAGCGAGACUUGGGAGUCAGCACAGUCCUGGAAGGACUGCUUCCUUGAACCAGAGGCCGAGGACACACAGUGGUAGCAGUGGAGGAAGUGGCAGUCGAGAAAACAGUGGGAGCAGCGGAAUUGGCAUACCCAUUGCAGUGCCUACACCCUCACCACCAACUAUUGGCCAAGCUGUUCCUGGGUCAGCUCCUGGUUCCCAGUAUGGCACAAUGACCAGGCAGAUUUCCCGACACAACUCUACCACUUCUUCAGCCUCUUCUGCUGGAUUUAGGAGGAAUCCUUCUGUGACUGCUCCAUUUUCUGCUCAACCUCAUAUUAAUGGCGGGCCUCUCUAUUCUCAAAACUCAAUUUCUAUUGCUCCACCCCCUCCCCCAAUGCCUCAGUUGACUCCACAGAUACCUCUCACAGGCUUCGUGGCCAGGGUGCAAGAAAACAUUGCUGACAGUCCAACUCCACCUCCACCACCACCUCCGGAUGAGAUGCCCAUGUUUGAUGACUCCCCACCACCUCCACCACCACCACCAGUGGAUUAUGAGGAUGAGGAGGCUGCUGUAGUGCAGUACAAUGAUCCUUAUGCUGAUGGUGAUCCAGCCUGGGCACCUAAAACUUAUAUUGAGAAAGUUGUUGCCAUAUAUGACUACACAAAGGACAAGGACGAUGAGCUAUCAUUCAUGGAGGGAGCAAUCAUUUAUGUGAUAAAGAAGAAUGAUGAUGGUUGGUAUGAAGGUGUAUGCAACAGAGUGACUGGCCUGUUUCCUGGAAAUUAUGUCGAAUCAAUCAUGCACUAUGCAGAUUAAUUCUUUUUUUGGGCCAGGCUUUGCCUUCAGUCAUGCCAUAAUGAUCUACAAAGGGUAAAUUAACACUUGUCUUAAUGCUCCUUAAAAUGUGCACAUCCUUUCCAGGCCAUACUGUUUAAAUGGCAUGAUUGAAUGUUCAUCUGUAAGCAUCUGUUUCUGGAGUUUGUAAAAUGAACAAAUGUUUUAGGGGUGUGCAGAAUGGAAUGGUUUGUUCUCAGAAGUUCGGUAUUUUCCCCAGAAUGGCCCAGUCUGAACAUUCCAGUGAAGUUUGUGUUUCCAGAAGUCUUUUUUGGCGGGGGGGAUCAGGAAGAGAAUCAGGGUGUUCAAAACACCUUUUGCUUCUAAAACGCGAGUUCUACAAACCAGUUCGUGUUCUGGAAAAUACACUUCCAGAAACAUACAACCACAGGAUGAUUGGAUUGUCCCAUUUCAGAGGGAGAAACAGAACAUUCCAAGAAAAAACUAUUCUGUUUUGCAAAUAACUGAACUGUUUAUUACUGAUUAUGCUUAUUUACCUAUGCGUUGUUUUCUACGACCAGCCUAAAUAUUCUGGGGAAGUAGGGUAUAAACUAUUUAAUGACUCAAGAUUCAAAUCGUGCCAUUGUUUUCUUUUCUCAGUGCAGCAGCGUGAUAAACUAACAACUGUUAGACUAACUUUAAAUCUGGUUGAAAAGUUUAAUAAUGCUGGUCAUUUACCUUUAUUUAGACUAUUGCUCAUCCUCAAAAUAUAGUAUUUGUUUAAAAGCAUGCAUAAAAAACUUAUGUAUUGAAUUACACUUUCUUCUGAAAAUCCAAGAUGCUUCCAAUUUGUUGUAAUCUUUUACUGGAGUACUUUCACUAAGAGUCUAUUCCAGUGAGUCCUUUGAGUCUCUUAUCGAAUAUGUCCAUGUGAAUCAAAGAUGGGUGGUCUUAUGAUGUGUGUGUAAUUUGUACCUGAGUUUUUAAUGAGUAAAAUUGCAUUGACUUUUCCAUUCAUAAAUACAUAAAUGAACCAAA